GUCUCCAACAUGUGUUUAUGCUGCAUGGAAAGGACUUACACUUGGAUACAGAGAAACAUGUUAAACUUGAGGAAAACACAGAUUUGUUCUGGAAAUUUAAUUCCAGUACCAAUAUAGGUAAAUGUGUUUUUAAUAAAGAUCCAGUAGUGUUUAACAAAUAUCCAGGAAAGGCUGAGUUGUUUGGAUCAAAUUGCUCUUUGAUAUUAAAGAAAGUACAACACAGUGGCAGUGGAGAUUAUAAAGCAGUUGUAGUUGGGGGACGAGACCAGACUGUGGCUGAAUACAAGGUCAUAGUUCAAGAUCCAGUGACUCCUGCUGACCUGGCAGUGGACCCUGUGUCCAACAGCUCAGACUCCUGUAACCUGACUGUGACCUGCAGCACAGUGGACUUUAACAUCCGCAGUAGUUUUAGAUGUGAUGGUAAAAGCUGCUCUCAUGCAGGAGAAAAGGAUUUGAAAGCCACAAAAGUGUUUUCCUCUCUAAUUGUUUACCUGCAUCAAGACACCAUUUACUGUAAUCACAGCAACCAAGUGAGCUGGAACGUGACUGAGAAGGUGCUCAAAUCUUACUGUGAAGCAGAGACAG
Molecule: messenger RNA, 585 nt
Organism: Haplochromis burtoni (Burton's mouthbrooder)
Lineage: Eukaryota; Metazoa; Chordata; Actinopteri; Cichliformes; Cichlidae
Source: RefSeq, a predicted model, not a curated record